GCAAAAUGGGCCUCAUCAAAGUCCAUCUGACCAUCUCUGAUAACAAUUCUGAAUUCCCAAACAUUACAUAAUAACCAAGCCAUCUCUGAUAACAUAAGCCCAAGACACAAUUUUGGGCUUGGUUCCUCCCUGUUAGUCUUUUUUCUGUUUUAAAUGCCACAAAAAUUGCAGCAAGCUGAUAAGAACACAAAAAGAAUAUCGAGAAACUAAGCCAUGUUCACCAGCCACAACCACUGAUUGAGUGGUGUUCUGGCAUGGUAUGCCACUCUUACCAGAGAGCAAAUCCUCACUUCCUGUAACUGAAAUAACUACCAAAUGUCUUCAACUCACUCACUUUCUCCUCUUCCUUCACUCCCUCUCUCUUCCCUCCAUAACCACCAACAACCGACCACAACUACCCUCCACAGACACCCUCCUCUUUCCACCACCACUUCAUCUCCAAAACCCAUUUCCCUCUCUGUCUCUCCGGCUUCAUGGGUUGACUCCCUCCGCUCCCAAACCCAAUCCAAUCGGUUCCAUGAAGCCAUUUCCACCUAUGUAGAGAUGACCCUUUUGGGUAUCCAACCCGACUACGUAGCAUUCCCAGCGCUCCUUAAGGCGGUAGCGGGUCUUCAGGACUUGAAUUUAGGGAAGCAGAUUCAUGGGCAAAUUGUUAAAUGUGGGUGUGGAUUAUCUUCGGUGUCGGUGGCCAAUUCCCUCGUUAAUAUGUAUUGUAAGUGUGGACAUAUAGGUGAUGUACAGAGCGUGUUUGAUAGAAUUGCUGAAAGAGAUCAGGUUACCUGGAACUCAAUGAUUUCUGCCUUUUGUCGGUUUGGGGAAUGGGAAGUGGCCAUAGAGGCUUUUCGGAUAAUGUUAGAGGAAAAUGUGCAGCCUAGUUCAUUUACUCUGGUGAGUCUCGUGCUUGCUUGUUCAAAUUUGAGCAAGAGUGAGGGGUUACAGCUGGGAAAGCAAGUGCAUGCGUAUAGUUUUAGAACAUGUGAUUGGAGCACAUAUACGAAUAAUGCUUUGAUGGCUAUGUAUGCUAAACUAGGCAGAGUAGAUUAUGCAAAAGGUUUGUUUAGUUGCUUUGAGAGCCGUGAUUUGGUUUCGUGGAACACGAUGAUAAGCUUAUUGUCCCAAAAUGAACGGUUUUCAGAAGCAUUGAUAUUCUUUGCGCGAAUGGUUGUUUAUAAGGUUAAACCUGACUGUUUUACAUUUGCCGGCAUUCUUCCUGCCUGCUCUCAUUUGGAAUUGAUUAAUACUGGAAAGGAAAUUCAUGCCUACGCUUUGAGAAAUGGUGACCUGAUCGAGAAUUCAUUUGUUGGUAGUGCUUUAGUUGAUAUGUAUUGCAAUUGCUGGGAGGUUGACAGUGGGCGACGAGUUUUUGAUAGUAUCUUGGAGAGAAAGGUUGCAAUCUGGAAUGCUAUGAUUUCUGGUUAUGCACAAAAUGAAAAUGAUGAAGAGGCUUUGAAGCUUUUCAUCGAAAUGGAAGCAGUGGCUGGGAUCGGUCCAAAUGCUACGACAAUGGCUAGUGUUUUGCCUGCCUUUGUACGUUCAGAUGCAUUUCAUGACAAAGAAUGUAUACAUGGGUAUGCCAUAAAAAGGGGUUUAGAGAAGGACAAGUAUGUGCAAAAUGCAUUGGUGGACAUGUAUGCAAGGUUAGGGAGGUUGGAUACUUCAAAAACUAUAUUUGACGGCAUGGAGGGAAGGGAUAUAGUGUCUUGGAACACUUUGAUCACUGGGUAUGUUAUGUGUCGGCGCCAUGCUGAUGCACUUAUUCUGCUACAUGAAAUGCAAAGAUUAGACAAAAUUAACGAAGAUGAGGAUUUUUACAAGAACGAGAAACAAGGUCCUCUUAAACCUAAUGCAGUAACCUUAAUGACAGUCCUUCCUGGUUGUGCCGCUUUGGCGGCACUAGCAAAAGGAAAAGAAAUCCAUGCUUAUGCCAUCAAAAAUAGGUUGGCGACAGAUAUUGCGGUGGGAAGUGCAUUAGUGGACAUGUAUGCAAAGUGUGGCUGCUUGAACUUAUCAAGAAGGGUGUUCGAUCAGAUGCCCAUAAAAAAUGUAAUCACUUGGAAUAGUAUCAUCAUGGCUUACGGAAUGCAUGGAAAAGGGGAGGAAGCUUUAGAACAGUUCAGAAAUUUGGUGACAGAAAGAGCCAUGGGAGGGGAAGUGAAGCCUAAUGAAAUUACAUUCAUCUCAGUCUUUGCAGCAUGUAGUCAUUCAGGGUUGGUGGAUGAAGGACUAAAGUUGUUCUAUGGAAUGAAAGAUGACUACGGUAUUAAACCUGGCCCAGAUCACUAUGCUUGUGUUGUGGACUUACUUGGUCGAGCUGGUAAAGUCGAAGAAGCAUAUCAACUCAUCAAUACCAUGCCUUCAGAUUUUGACAAAGUUGAUGCCUGGAGUAGCUUGCUUGGUGCUUGUCGAAUCCACCAAAAUGUUGAAAUCGGGGAAACUGCUGCCAUGAAUCUUCUUCGAUUGGAACCAAAUCUGGCCAGUCACUAUGUUUUGCUUUCAAAUAUUUACUCCUCUGCUGGACUGUGGGACAAGGCAGGUGAUGUUCGGAGGAAGAUGAAAGAACUUGGAGUAAGAAAAGAACCUGGAUGCAGUUGGAUUGAGUAUGGUGAUGAGGUUCAUAAGUUUUUGGUGGGGGAUGUAUCUCACCCAGAGAGUGAGAAGCUCCAUGGAUUUCUUGAAACCUUGUCGGAGAGAAUGAAAAAGGACGGAUACGUGCCUGAUACUUCUUGUGUACUUCACAAUCUUGAUGAGGAGGAGAAAGAAACUAUACUUUGUGGGCACAGUGAGAAACUGGCAAUAGCUUUUGGCAUCCUCAACACUCCUCCUGGAACCACCAUUAGAGUUGCCAAGAAUCUUAGAGUAUGCAAUGAUUGCCACACUGCAACUAAAUUCAUCUCAAAGAUUGUGAACAGGGAGAUCAUUGUAAGAGAUGUAAGGAGGUUCCAUCAUUUCAGGAACGGAAAUUGUUCUUGCAGGGACUAUUGGUGAAGCAGUCUCCAUACUUUCUGAAGAAGUGACAUGUUUAUUUGGAUCACAUCAUCCCUAAAUUGUGAUAUAGAAUUGUUUCCCCAUUCUAACAUUUGUCUGGUGAUAUAGAAACAUGUACAAAGUUACUUAUUCUGAAGCAUGAGAGAAAUAAAUAGAUCAACUACAGGAAUUUUGAGUCUCAUUUGUUGCUCCCAUUCCCAU
Molecule: messenger RNA, 3186 nt
Organism: Tripterygium wilfordii
Lineage: Eukaryota; Viridiplantae; Streptophyta; Magnoliopsida; Celastrales; Celastraceae
Product: pentatricopeptide repeat-containing protein At3g57430, chloroplastic
Exons: 1
Coding region: 316-2985 (889 amino acids)
Biological process (GO): RNA modification
Molecular function (GO): protein binding; zinc ion binding; RNA binding
Source: RefSeq, a predicted model, not a curated record